Messenger RNA from Chrysoperla carnea, 1450 nucleotides. Its product is annotated as galactose mutarotase-like. Gene Ontology annotation, biological process: beta-D-galactose catabolic process via UDP-galactose, Leloir pathway; glucose metabolic process. Gene Ontology annotation, molecular function: carbohydrate binding; aldose 1-epimerase activity. The record is from RefSeq and is a predicted model, not a curated record. Lineage: Eukaryota; Metazoa; Arthropoda; Insecta; Neuroptera; Chrysopidae. The transcript is spliced from 8 exons. Bases 120 to 1394 code for a protein of 424 amino acids.
UUUACAAAACAUGUUUUUGCAUAAAUAGAAUCAUAAUUAUCAUUAUCAGGGGGAUUUUUGAAAUCCUUUUCAUUUUAACCUUUUGAUUUUUGUUCAACACGUACCAAAUUUUUUGUAACAUGAUCUCGUGCGUACGGCACACCAUUUUUGUAGGAGAACGAAUCUCCCUUUUAUUGUCAUCGCCCAAAGUCUUGGCCAAAUUUACAAUAUGGAACACAAGUUCAAAGCCCGAAACACAGAGGAGGCAAAUGAGUGCUGCUGCUAUGCCAAAUUUAUGCAACAUCUUUUCGGGUGUAUCUUUAACACCAGGUCUAUAUGGCUGUAUCAAGGAUCCCGAGCAUAGUAAUAUAAAACAUCAAAUUCAAAAAUUUACAUGGCAAAAUAAUCAUAAUGUUUCGGUUGAGGCGAUUAAUUAUGGAGCAACAAUUACAAAAAUAUUAGUACCUGAUAAACAUAACAAUUUAGUUGACAUUGUUCAAGGAUUCGAAAGUUUAGCAGGAUAUCAGCAUAAAGAUAAUCCAUACCAUGGGGCCACUAUUGGUCGAGUUACGAAUCGGAUCAAGAAUGGAAGAUUUCAAAUAGACGGUGAAACGUAUAAUGUGUCACGAAAUGUUAAUAAUUACACUCUUCACGGCGGCUUUGUAGGGUUUAAUAAGGUUAUAUGGAAAUCGCACAUGGAAGGAUCUCGAUUAAUUUUGACUUAUUUAUCAAAGCACGGUGAGGAAGGAUUUCCUGGAAAUUUGUUAGCUACCGUUCAAAUGGAAUUGCUGGAUAAUAAUGAGUUUAUUAUUGACAUGUCAGCAGUGUCAACAUGCCCAACACCCGUAAACAUGACUAAUCAUACAUAUUUCAAUUUAGCUGGCCAUGAUCAAGGACCUGAAGAAAUGAAGAAACAUCGCAUUUCAAUUAAUUCAAAUCAAAUCACAGAAACAGAUGAAGAAAAUAUCCCUAACGGCUGUAUUAAGGAUAUUAGUAAUACACCUCUGGAUUUACAAGUUCCAACAUCGAUUGGUUGUGCAAUGAAAAGAUUAAACGAUGGUUUUGAUCAUAAUUAUGUAAUUCGAGGAUAUGAUCCAGCAAAAUGUAACGAAUGCGUAACAAAAUUUAUGGCAUCUGUGUGUCAUCCUCCUUCUGGUCGUGUUAUGGAAGUAUAUAGUGACCAACCUGGACUUCAGUUUUAUACCGCCAAUGGAUUACAACCUGCAGAUGAAGAUAUUUGCGAUUUGGAUUUACUGGGCAAACAUCAUGGACCAUAUGUAAAACAUAGUUCAUUUUGUUUGGAACCACAAAACUUUCCAAAUGCUAUGAACAUUCCAUCUUUUCCGAAUUCAAUUUUGUAUCCUGGAAAAGUUUAUCGCCAUUGCAUCUCCUUUAAAUUCCGAAUUCAAGAAUAAACCAAUCUUUUGUAUCUAAAGUUUAAAACGAUUUUAUAAUAAAGUUUUCAUAAGAA